Messenger RNA from Mangifera indica (mango), 2439 nucleotides. Its product is annotated as calcium-dependent protein kinase 26-like. The transcript has 7 exons. The record is from RefSeq and is a predicted model, not a curated record. Gene Ontology annotation, biological process: protein autophosphorylation; intracellular signal transduction; peptidyl-serine phosphorylation. NCBI's taxonomy places the organism in Eukaryota, Viridiplantae, Streptophyta, Magnoliopsida, Sapindales, Anacardiaceae. The coding region runs from base 392 to 2194 and encodes 600 amino acids. Gene Ontology annotation, cellular component: nucleus; cytoplasm. Gene Ontology annotation, molecular function: calcium-dependent protein serine/threonine kinase activity; calcium/calmodulin-dependent protein kinase activity; calmodulin binding.
CCUCUUGAGUCUCUCUCAUCAAGACUUGGUAAACUUUUCUCUUCUUCCUUUAUUAUUAUUAUUAUUAUUUCUACUCUUUUCUUGGAUUUUUCUGCCUUUCAAAUCAUUGGGUUUGCUUUAGAAUCCGUCAAACUAAACUCUUUGAUAAUAUUAUUUAUACGAGCCUUUGCAUGGUUUGAGGGGUCCAAGGUUUUCGAGGAAGAAGAGGUGUCUCUCGUUUGGGUUUUUGUGAGAAAUUUCUGGAAAGAGGAUUCAUAUUUGGGACCCUUUUGGGAGAUAAGAGAUAGAGUUGUUUUGGUUUUUGUUGGUGUUGUAGUAAUUGUUUGAUUUGAAGCUGUUUGUUUUGCCGUUUAAGAGAAUACGGAGGCUGUGGAGAAUUGGUUGUUUUUAGAUGGGGAAUCAAUGUGUUGCAAGGCCUUCAAAGGAUUGUAUUUCUCAAUCGAUUUCUCACUCAAUUUGGUGGUCAAAAUCCACUCUUGAAAUGAUUUCUCAUACCAACAGAGGAGAAAGCGCUGCUGAUGCAAAGUCUGAGACUAAGGAAACUGACGUCGAUAGUGUUGUUAUUUCACAUAAACCUCCAACACCAAUGAAGAUAGUUAAAGAUGGUAAUUUGGAGGUUAAGCAGCCGAAUCAGAAAUCCAUGGAAAAGACUCCCACAAAGAAGCAUGGUUAUGAGGAAACCAGGCAUGAUGAGCCUCCGAAACCAAAGAGGCCUCAUAUAGUGAAGAGAAUGCCGAGUGCAGGGCUUCGCGCUGAUUCGGUUUUGCAAACCAAAACAGGUCACUUGAAGGAGUCGUAUACCUUGGGGCGCAAGUUAGGACACGGGCAAUUUGGGACAACUUUUCUUGUUGUUGAGAAAGGAACUGGAAAAGAAUAUGCUUGCAAGUCAAUUGCAAAGAGGAAAUUGCUCACAACUGAUGAUGUGGAGGAUGUGAGGAGGGAAAUUCAGAUCAUGCAUCAUUUAGCAGGUCUUUCUAAUGCGGUUACAAUCAAAGGGGCUUAUGAGGACUCUGUGGCCGUUCAUGUUGUGAUGGAAUUGUGUGCAGGUGGAGAACUAUUUGAUAGGAUUGUAAAAAGGGGGCAUUAUACAGAAAGAAAAGCAGCUCAGCUAGCUAAGACUAUUGUUGGUUUUGUAGAAACCAGCCACUCUUUAGGGGUUCUGCAUCGUGAUCUUAAGCCUGAGAAUUUCCUCUUUGUUAAUGAGGAGGAGGAUUCGCCUCUGAAGGCGAUAGACUUCGGAUUGUCAAUAUUCUUCAAGCCAGGGGAUAUAUUUACUGAUGUGGUUGGAAGUCCAUAUUACGUCGCUCCUGAAGUGUUGUGCAAGCGUUAUGGUCCAGAAGCAGAUGUUUGGAGUGCUGGGGUUAUGAUAUAUAUUCUGUUAAGUGGUGUACCUCCAUUUUGGGCAGAAACGGAGCAUGAAAUAUUUGAAGAGGUUCUGCAUGGUGACCUUGACUUCACAUCAGAUCCCUGGCCUAAUAUCUCUGAAGGUGCAAAAGAUUUAGUCAGGAGAAUGCUUGUUAGAGACCCCAAAAGGCGGUUGACUGCACAUGAAGUUCUGUGCCAUCCUUGGAUUCAGGAAAAUGGAUUUGCCCCAGACAAGCCUCUUGAUCCUGCAGUCUUAACGCGUUUGAAGCAGUUUUCUGCUAUGAAAGGGCUGAAGAAAAUGGCUCUAAGAGUAAUUGCAGAGAGCCUCUCAGAGGAAGAAAUUGCUGGACUUAAAGAAAUGUUCAAAACGAUUGAUACAGACAAUAGUGGUCAAAUCACAUUUGAGGAACUCAAAAUUGGGCUCAAAAGAUUUGGUGCUAAUCUUGAUGAGUCUGAAAUCUAUAAUCUAAUGAAAGCUGCUGAUGUUGACAACGAUGGCGCCAUUGAUUAUAUCGAAUUCAUCGCUGCAACGUUAAAUGUAACUACAGUGGACCAGGAAGUUCAUCUGUUGGUAGCAUUCUCCUAUUUUGACAAAGAUGGCAGUGGCUAUAUCACUCCAGAUGAACUUCAACAAGCAUGCAAGGAAUUUGGACUAGACGAUACUUGCUUAGAAGACAUGAUUCGAGAGGUUGAUCAAGAUCAUGACGGGCGAAUCGAUUACAAUGAAUUUGUGGCAAUGAUGCAGAAGGGCAACAAUGAUUUGAACAAGAAAGUUGAAGAGAACAGAGGUUUUGGCAUUGGAUUUAGGGAGGCAUUGCCAGUUUGUUGACAUAUUAGUGAUGUUUCUUUCUUCUUUUAUUUUUUUAAUUUUUGGGUUUAUUGCUCAAGAUUGUAAUAAAGUUUAUUAAGGUUUAACAAUCUUUUAGUUUAUAGGGAAUACAAGAUUCAUACUUAACAUUUUUUUCCCAUCUUCUAGUUAGGUUUGUGAUUGAACCACAUAUAUAGAGCAUACUAAUGUAUAUACAAAUUCUUACGUCAUAUGUAAAAGGAAUACCAGAUUAGGACUUUACUUUU